Messenger RNA from Corticium candelabrum, 1180 nucleotides. RefSeq lists its product as uncharacterized. Lineage: Eukaryota; Metazoa; Porifera; Homoscleromorpha; Homosclerophorida; Plakinidae. Bases 290 to 922 code for a protein of 210 amino acids. The record is from RefSeq and is a predicted model, not a curated record. The transcript has 4 exons.
GAGGGGAGAAGCAGCAGAUCAGGAAACUACAGUUUCCAAGGUAACAACAAAUUCUGGAAACGGAAGCUGCACUGCUAAGAACAUUGGACAGAUAUACCUAAACACAGGCAACAGUCAUCUCGUCGUGUGCGAUGGUUCAAACUGGAAAUUUAUCAAACUUGCAGACACUGUAACCAAAAAGACUGCUGUUAGCUGUAAAGAGCUGUAUGACAGUGGUCUUCGAGGAAGCCAGUUCUCUAAACCAUACACACUGGAAGACGGCGGAACAAAUUAUAAGACGUACUGUGAUAUGAGCUCAGGUGGUGGAGGUUGGACCCUUGUUGGUCGAGCUUGUGGAGAGACUACUGAGUGGUCUCCUAAAAGUACAAACUGGUAUAACAGCGCCCUCAUUAAUCCGGACACAGCUGAAAACAUUAGAGAACUACGUUCGAUGAAAAACAGGGGCUGGCUUAGUAUCCCAGGACGGAAAGUGAAGGUGUGCUUUAAAGGACCUCACACCAGCUGUGCUGUGUUCACUCAUAAUCUUGGAAUUCCGCUCUCUCGACUGUUUGCCAGCAAGUUUGGCGUUACUGUUACUGAGAACUACAAUUUUCAGAAGCUCAGAUCCGCGUUUCGCAUUCCCCCUAAUCUCACAUAUAGAGCUAACCAUCAGUGGUGCGGACUGAAUGUAGCAGAUGGAUGUAACCACGCGACUAAUCCCAACGUGGGAGCUCGCCACACUAUCUGUCGUAUUGGAUGCAUUGGGGACUACUCUGGCAAGUCCCAGUGUAGACUUGAUGACUUUGCUCUCGGAAUCGGAGUGAGCAGCUGCUAUGAUAGUCACGGGUGUUCUGGUACUGGAACGAGUACAAAGAAUCUGCAUUAUCGAGAUGCCCGUCAACACGGAUUCUUCAAACAAACUGCCUUCAUCUACGUGCAGUGACUUGUCAGUUUGUUGUUCUUCUAGUUGUGUUCAGCUGUUAGUAGUAAGCGCAUCGCUUUUGUUCGGACAUUUGUUCAGACGUCUUAGCUUGGAUAACGUUGAACGUGCAGUUUAGCAUCUGCAGCAUGUAUGGAGUUAGUGUUGUAGUUUGUCACAAGAGAAGUUGUUGUGUUCAGUAGACAUUCACUUCUGUCAAUGCAUACUUGCUUGCAAUAGAAUGUUGCUUUCAAUAAAUUUGCAAUGUUGUCGAAAUGCUUA